AUGGACAGUUUAGUGACGUCACCUGAUUCUUGUAAGCUUUGCAGACAUGAUGUGAUUGACAAAAAAGAGGUGAUUAGCAAAUUACCUGAUAGCCUUCUUCAUCACAUUCUUUCUUUUCUCUCAACCAUAGAUGCCAUUCGAACCUCCGUAUUAGCAAGAAGGUGGAAGUUCUUAUGGACAUACUUAUCUGACUUUAAUAUUGAAGUCAUGCUGUCAAGUUCCCAAAAGAACGAAACUCAAAAGCAGAUGAUAAAUUACCUUUUCAAUCAAGUAGACACAAUACUUGAAAAAGCCAAAUUUAUAAAAAAGUUUCGUUUUGUGGCAUAUGGAAUUCCUGUUGAUGUCGACCAAGCUAAUUCUUGGAUCUUUGCUUUGCUAAAGCAUAAAAUUCAGGAGUUGGAGCUGUCCUUAUAUCUAAGAUCUUCCUUUCCGCUAGCCAAUACCUUGCCAGUCCCUACCUCAUUGAGUAUGAUGAAUCUGGAGUUUGGAUGUGUAUUAAAAGUCCCUACUUGCAUCCAUUUCCCAAGCUUGAAGACCCUGACACUUCAAUACAUAACCUUCAUAGACAAAACAUCCGCCCAACAACUUUUCUCUAGCUGCCCAGUCCUCCAAAAGCUGACCUUGUGUAGUUGUGACUGGAAGAAUGUCAGGAAUGUCAGCAUAAAAAUUCCGACCUUGACAACCUUAAUCAUUGAGGACGACUUUAGUCGAGAUGAUUUACUCAAUUGUAAAGUUACAAUCGAUGCCAUAAAUCUUGUUUCUUUAAGUUGCACAAACUAUUUGAGCAUAGAAUUUAUCCUAAUUAACUUAACUACCUUGGCUUAUGCAUACAUUGAUGUCUCAAAUGGCUGUUCAUCCUUGGCACAAUAUGCUAUUUCUCGGGCAGUAGAACUUUUAAGUGGAAUCUGUCAUGUCAAGUCUCUCGUACUCUCAAAAGAUACUCUUGAGAUUCUUUCACGCGCAGAAAAUCUCCUUAUGCGCCUUCCUACAUUCCAUAAUUUGAUUCAUUUUAGUGUGGAUCAAGGAAUGUAUGACUUCACUGGCGGAGCUCUGAUGGACAUUCUUGAAAAGUUUCCUAAUCUGGAAGUUCUUGACAUUGUUGAUGGAUUCGACCCUGAUUUCUGCUUGGAUGGGGAAGCUUGGACGUUGAGCACAGUGCCUCAUUGUUUAAAAUCUAGUCUGAAACUGGUUAGCGUUUGGAAUUUUUUUGGUGAGGUGGCUGAGAUGCAAUUGCUUGGCUUUCUGUUGAAACAUGCGACCAAAUUGAGGAGAAUCAAGAUGUUCUUUGUGGGGUGCUUGUCAGCAGAUUUAAAGAAGCAAGCAGAUAUCAGCAAUCAAUUGCAAGUAAUGCGUAAAGGCUUGGCAAGCUGUGCAGUUGAGUUACGGUAAAGCUGAGCAGAAAUUCUGAAUCAAGGAUUUCCUUUUUUUUUUUUUUUAAUUGGGUGAUUUCAGUGUUCCGGAAUGGACUCAAAUCACUAAAGGGCCUUUAGUCUUGGGCUGUGCUUUUUCUGGGUACUUUCA
Prosopis cineraria is the source of this 1521-nucleotide messenger RNA. RefSeq names its product F-box/LRR-repeat protein At4g14103-like. The transcript is spliced from 3 exons. Lineage: Eukaryota; Viridiplantae; Streptophyta; Magnoliopsida; Fabales; Fabaceae. Bases 1 to 1389 code for a protein of 462 amino acids. The record is from RefSeq and is a predicted model, not a curated record. Gene Ontology annotation, molecular function: protein binding.